Molecule: messenger RNA, 3124 nt
Organism: Myripristis murdjan (pinecone soldierfish)
Lineage: Eukaryota; Metazoa; Chordata; Actinopteri; Holocentriformes; Holocentridae
Gene: dhx15
Product: DEAH (Asp-Glu-Ala-His) box helicase 15
Exons: 14
Coding region: 300-2525 (741 amino acids)
Cellular component (GO): intracellular anatomical structure; spliceosomal complex
Molecular function (GO): ATP binding; RNA binding; RNA helicase activity
Source: RefSeq, a predicted model, not a curated record
GAGCACAGACCUGCGUACUGCAGAGAGGCUGAAGGAGCGGACUAAAGGGGGCGAGGCAACAGUAGUGCCUGUGUUGUUUGGCGGGCACAUCAUCUCGACCCGACCGACCGACAGACAGCGGACCUCCUGCAUCUUCACCCGCAUCCCCGCCGCUGCACUUCACCUGCACCCACUGCCAAAAACAGUCGCCGACACCAUGAUGUGCUGAGCUCCGUCGGGCCGGGACUGUUUUCCUCACAGAGCGCUCGUUGGGUCUCCAACUAAAUCGCGGCUUUCGACUCAUUUUGUCAAGGAUAAUAAUGAUGAGGCGUGACCGCGACAGGGACCGAGAUCGUGAUGAACGGUCAAGGGACAGGGACCGGGACCGGGACAGAGACCGCGAUAAGGACAGGGAGCGAGACGUCAAGCCCCUGGGGAUGUCCCUCAACCCGGCUGCAGGCGGCGGGGGCUUCCUGAAGCAAACUCCUGUGCAUCAGCAGAUCAACCCCUUCACGAGCCUUCCCCACACACCGCGCUACUACGAGAUCCUCAAGAAACGGCUGCAGCUGCCCGUCUGGGAGUACAAAGAGAACUUCAAUGACAUCCUGGCACGCAACCAGAGCUUUGUGCUGGUGGGAGAGACAGGCUCUGGGAAGACCACGCAGAUCCCCCAGUGGUGUGUGGACAUGGUACGAGCAGUGCCAGGACCCAAGAGAGCAGUGGCCUGCACACAGCCCAGGAGGGUGGCAGCCAUGAGUGUGGCCCAAAGGGUGGCUGAUGAGAUGGAUGUCAUGCUGGGCCAAGAAGUGGGCUACUCCAUCAGGUUUGAGGACUGCAGCUCUGCCAAGACUGUGCUCAAGUACAUGACAGAUGGAAUGCUGCUGCGCGAGGCCAUGAACGACCCCCUGCUGGAGCGCUACGGCGUCAUCAUCCUGGAUGAGGCCCACGAGCGCACGUUAGCCACCGACAUCCUCAUGGGCGUCCUUAAGGAGGUGGUCCGCCAGAGGCCUGACCUCAAGGUCAUUGUCAUGAGUGCCACACUGGAUGCCGGUAAGUUCCAGGUCUAUUUCGAUAGCUGCCCACUGCUGACCAUCCCUGGGCGCACGCACCCUGUGGAGAUUUUCUACACGCCGGAGCCAGAAAGGGACUACCUGGAAGCGGCCAUCCGCACCGUCAUCCAGAUCCACAUGUGUGAGGAGGAUGAGGGGGAUGUUCUGCUCUUCCUUACCGGACAAGAGGAAAUUGACGAGGCCUGCAAGCGAAUCAAGAGGGAGAUUGACGACCUGGGCCCCGAAGUCGGCGACAUCAAAAUCAUCCCAUUGUACUCAACACUGCCCCCGCAGCAGCAGCAAAGGAUCUUCGAGCCACCCCCACCCCAUAAACCAAACGGUGCCAUCGGAAGGAAGGUCGUGGUGUCAACAAACAUCGCUGAGACGUCCCUGACCAUUGAUGGUGUGGUGUUUGUAAUUGAUCCCGGAUUUGCCAAGCAAAAGGUUUAUAACCCACGCAUUAGAGUGGAAUCACUUUUGGUGACAGCCAUCAGCAAAGCCUCAGCCCAGCAGAGGGCAGGUCGUGCUGGGAGGACACGCCCAGGGAAGUGCUUCCGCCUUUAUACGGAGAAGGCUUACAAGACGGAAAUGCAGGACAACACGUAUCCAGAAAUCCUGAGGUCUAAUCUGGGCUCAGUGGUGCUGCAGCUGAAGAAACUGGGCAUUGACGACCUGGUACACUUCGACUUCAUGGAUCCACCAGCCCCAGAGACCUUGAUGCGGGCGUUGGAGUUGCUGAACUACCUGGCGGCGCUCAACGACGAUGGUGACCUGACGGAGCUGGGCUCAAUGAUGGCAGAGUUUCCCCUCGACCCCCAGCUGGCCAAGAUGGUGAUCGCCAGUUGCGAGUUCAACUGUUCGAACGAGAUCCUCUCCAUCACCGCUAUGCUGUCAGUCCCACAGUGCUUCGUCCGGCCCACGGAGGCUAAGAAGGCGGCCGACGAGUCCAAGAUGCGCUUUGCCCACAUCGAUGGAGACCACAUGACACUGCUUAACGUCUAUCAUGCCUUCAAACAAAACCACGAGUCCACUCAGUGGUGCUAUGACAACUUCGUCAAUUACCGCUCGCUGAUGUCAGCAGACAAUGUGCGGCAGCAGCUGUCCAGGAUCAUGGACCGCUUCAACCUGCCGCGGAGGAGUACAGAGUUCAGCAGCAGAGACUAUUACAUCAACAUCCGCCGGGCGCUGGUCACUGGCUUCUUCAUGCAGAUCGCCCACCUGGAGCGUACCGGCCACUACCUGACGGUGAAGGACAACCAGGUGGUACAGCUGCACCCCUCCACUGUGCUGGACCACAAGCCUGAGUGGGUGCUCUACAACGAGUUUGUGCUCACCACCAAGAAUUACAUCCGCACGUGCACUGACAUCAAACCAGAGUGGCUGGUGAAGAUCGCCCCCCAGUACUACGAGAUGAGUAACUUCCCCCAGUGUGAAGCAAAGAGGCAGCUGGAGCGCAUCAUCGCAAAACUUUCAACCAAGGAAUACUCUCAGUACUAAAAAGUUAGCAUGUAUUGCAACGGUAUCCUCAGUAUCUGUACAGAGUUGAAUCUGAACUCUUCAUCUGAGCACUCUUUAUUAUUUUGUAUUUCCAACAACCUCAUUUUGAAUUCUAUUUUUGUCUCACUGCGUGUAAUGUAUUAUUUCAUAAUGAUCAAUGAAUUUUGCAUUUCCUGUCACCUUCGAGGGCCACCUCUUGUCGUUUUGUGAAACUAAGAGGGUUAAGCACUACUGGAAAUGAAUUUCAAAUGACCAGUCAGGAGUUCAGCCACUGACCAUCUCUUUUUUUUUAACGCAUGACCUCUCAUGUAGACAUCAACAUUCCUCUGAAACCUCGUGAAAAUGUUAAUAUGCUAAAUGAAGAGCAAACAUCCAUUAACAUACGUCAUCAGCUUUGCUGGAUUCUUACCUGUUGUUUUGCUUCUAUUGCUGAAAGGUAUUAGUCUAUGGGGAGGGGGUUUGAUCAGAUGAAAUUCUUAUUGUAUUUUGAUGCAGGCAUAAUGAAUGUUCUUGUGUCAAGAAGAUAUUAAGAGGAACACACUGGUUGGUCACAUUUCCUGUCAACUGUUCAAAUUAAUAAAAUCUGCCUUUGUAAUAAA